UACUUCUGUGAUUUUUGAAUUUUUCAAUGGGAACGCGCUACGAGGUCGAAAUCACCAUAACCUCCGCCAAGGACCUCAAAAACGUCAACUGGCGCCACGGCAAGCUCAAGCCGUACGCCGUCGUAUGGGUCGACCCCAAGAGCAAGUGCUCCACACGCGUCGACGAUGAAGGCGACGCCUCCCCCUUCUGGGACGAAAAGCUGACCAUCCCCUUCAACUCCCCCGUCGACGAAUCCACUCUCUACAUCGACAUCGUCCACGCCAACGCCGCCGACGGCACCAAGCCCCUCAUCGGCUCCGCCAAGCUCCCCCUCCGCGACGUGGUCGACGACGUCGGAUUGGGGAUCCGAUCAGAGAUGAAGCUCGAGCUCAAACGCCCCUCCGGCCGGCCCCAGGGGAAGGUUGAGAUCAACGUCAUCGUACGCGAUCUCGGAUUCCACGCGCCGCCGGAACCAUAUUACGCGCCGCCGUACGGUGUGCCUCCUCCUGGAACCAGGGAUUAUCCGGCACCGCCGUAUGGGAGCGGCUACGUAGCGCAGCCGGCCUACGUGGCUCCGCCUUAUGGAUCUCAGCCGGCUUACGCGGCUCCGCCGUAUGCGAGCCCCUACGGAGCGCCGCCGGCUUACGCGGCUCCGCCGUCAGGGUACCUCGCAUACGGCGCGCCGCCGAGUUAUUCGCAACAAAGUUACGGGCAGGGUGGUUACUACGGGCAAGGGCAGCAGCAGGGAUACGUGGAGGGGGAGAAGAAGAAGAAUAAAUUCGGGGGAAUGGGUACGGGAUUGGCUGUGGGUGCGGUUGCAGGGGCGUUGGGUGGACUCGCACUCGCGGAGGGAUUCGAUGCUCUCGAGGACAAGAUCGCCGAUGACGUGGCGGACAAAGUAGAGGCUGAUUAUGGUGAUGAUGAUGGAGAUGAUUACUAGACUCCGGUUCGCCAUCUCAUUCGAACCGAACCGGAUCUGUUUUCAAUUUCAUAUUAUUUUUCUUUUUUAAUUUAAUUCGAGUUUCGUGAUGUGGCCUUUAUAUUACAUAAAUGCCCUUUUGCUAUUGUUAACGAACAUUGAGGCCCAAUGAAUUCAAACCCGACAACGUCUUUAUAUAUAAUUA
This is a messenger RNA of Erythranthe guttata (spotted monkey flower), 1104 nucleotides long. Lineage: Eukaryota; Viridiplantae; Streptophyta; Magnoliopsida; Lamiales; Phrymaceae. The record is from RefSeq and is a predicted model, not a curated record.